AUGGCCAAAAAUUUAUCCAAUCCCCUUAAGGUGGCCCUCCGUAGUCGCAUGAAAGGUGAGGUGUUAAAGAACAUAACACCGGAAUCCCGAGCACGACAAUCUAAAGCAAUUACGGAAAAGGUUUUGAAAACCGAAGCAUUUCGCAAUUCUCAACGCGUUAGCAUAUAUUUGAGUACAGCGUCUGAAGUUGAUACGGGCGAUUUGUUGAGCGAAUGUUUUCGCUUAGAAAAACAUGUCUUCGUACCCACCUAUGAGGGUAGUAAUAUGGAAAUGGUUCGGCUUAAAAAUUUGGAAGAUUACAAUUCAUUGCCGCUAACCAAAUGGAAUAUUAAACAGCCGAGUGCCAAGGAGGGUCGUGAAAAUGCUUUAACAAAUGGACAAGGUAUUGAUUUAUUCCUAAUACCCGGUGUGGCAUUCACACUAAAUGGUGGCCGCAUGGGUCAUGGUAUGGGCUAUUAUGAUGCGUAUUUGAGACGACACUAUAAUACCUAUCCGAAUAAGAAAACUACCUUAAUGGCUUUGGCUUUUCGGGAACAAAUUGUCGAAGAUGGUGAACUGCCAUUGGAGGAGCAUGAUGUUAAAAUUCAUACAAUUGUAACGGAAUAGAG
Messenger RNA from Musca vetustissima, 608 nucleotides. RefSeq names its product 5-formyltetrahydrofolate cyclo-ligase (gene Mthfs). The coding region runs from base 1 to 606 and encodes 201 amino acids. The record is from RefSeq and is a predicted model, not a curated record. Gene Ontology annotation, cellular component: mitochondrion. Gene Ontology annotation, biological process: tetrahydrofolate interconversion; folic acid-containing compound biosynthetic process. NCBI's taxonomy places the organism in Eukaryota, Metazoa, Arthropoda, Insecta, Diptera, Muscidae. The transcript is spliced from 3 exons. Gene Ontology annotation, molecular function: 5-formyltetrahydrofolate cyclo-ligase activity.